This is a messenger RNA of Symbiodinium necroappetens, 2730 nucleotides long. NCBI's taxonomy places the organism in Eukaryota, Dinophyceae, Suessiales, Symbiodiniaceae. The record is from the annotation of a GenBank genome assembly.
AUGGCCGAGGAUGCUCGAAGCUUCGAGAUUUUCCUGCGUUCAGAGCUGGAUGCUCUACAGACCAGGUUACUGGCAAAGUUCUCUACAACACGGAGAGCGAUUGAAAUUGACCCGGCGAAGGCCCCUGGCUGGCUGGGUCCAUCAGAGGUCUGCGGUCGCAGUUAUGAAGUCGCGGAGCAAAAUGGAGAAUCGGUUGAAGAGCUGCAGCCACAGGGGGGAAUUCGGCUGCAGCAUGAGAGCACGCCUCUUGCGGAGGCGAUGGGUCAGGUCAUGCCAGAUGAGACAGCACUGUUUCGCACUAGUCAGCUCCUCGCAAGUUUAAAAACAUAUGACUGCCUUGAGGGCGAUGGCGACGCGGACUUCUGCACGCAAAUGGCGCAGGCCGAUGUCGAAAGAGAGACGGCAAGCUGCGGAAGCUGCCCGGAAGACGAUGUCGUUCAGAAUCCCAAAGCUCUGGUCUCGUGGGUCAUCCGGCAAGCAGGGGGAGCGAUGCUUUUGGACCAAAUGGGCAUGUACUACGACCUGAACUUUGGGGUCGCGCUGGCCAGCAACAGCAUCUUGUGUCUGGGCUCCGUAAGGCAGACGAAGCCCAGGGCUGAGAGCGAAUUGGACAUGAACAUCCGGCCUUUGCCUCAGCAAGUGGUGUUUUUGCCUUCUGCUCCAGACAGCCGGGAAGUGGCAACAAUGCGUCCAAGCAAAGAUCCCGCAAUGAUGCGCGUGGGAGUGAACCUGGGAUCUGCGGAAGAGGAGGAGAAGGCGGCCAAGGUUGCAGUCACCAUGCAUGAAACGAUGGUGCGGAGCUUGAACCUGGUGCGGCUCGCAACUUGGUCUGCAGUGAUCUUGGGCUCCCCGGUGGUUGUUCAAAGCUGUUUCAUACACUCGGUCGACCUCCCCAGCUGGCUUUUUCGACUUUUCGCGAUCUAUGCUGUGGUUGGUGUCGUUGGCACCCUAGUCGCUCCCGAGCAAGCUUUCUACGCUCUCGGCUUGAAGGAGCUCCGAUGGGCUUUCCUUCGUCUGUAUCCCGAGGCUGCUUCCUGGAACGGGAAUCACCUCCCAGACGGUGAUUCGUGCUCCAAGUCGCUGCUUGGAGGUGGGGACUUGCAGCAUUGGAAAUUUGUCUCGCCUCUGGCCGCAGGUGAUGAUGCUCUGGGAGAGCUGGGUCGUGCCAGCGUUUUGGUGAAGUGGAGCGGCAGUGAGAAGUUCCUGAUGUUGGACUCUCAGGGCUGGGCGAUUCCCGGUCCGAAGUCUCUGGCCACUGUAGUUGCCCUGCAGCCCGUUUACAUCAAGGGCCAGCAGCUGGCCGACACAUAUACGCUUCAGCUCCGCUCAAAGAGCUCGAAGUGGGAUGACCACUGGCUUGCAUGCACACCUGUGAAUCAUUUGCGCGUUGGAGGUUGGCUUCGGGCAUUCCGUUCCCAGCAGGAAGCAUGCCCCUUUAAGCUUGUACAAGACAGCUCCUGCCCAAUGGGCACGUGCAAGAUGCUAAGCACAUGGCCGACGCCGCCGCAGCAGGAACCUAUCUUCACCUUGGCCAAGGAUGGGGGCUGCAUGCCAGCUGGGUUUUACCUCGUUGAUCAACUCCAUGGCGGUCGAAGCUACGUCGGCCAAGCUCCGGAUGUUGAAGCCUCCCAUUUCGAGCUGUCGGCCUGGACGACGCCACUGAGCAAGAAGGGGUCCAUGGUUCUCAAGCAGGUGUCUGCGAAGCACACUCUCUCCGCUACCCAGGAGGAAGACGAUGAUCAGAACCGGACCGGCAUGUCAACCAGCAGAGGUAGAGGCUGUUUGGAUCGGCUCGUCUUGCACCCCUACAAAGCCGGACGUGUAUCCUGGGGAUUGCUCACGCUCAUAGUUGUAGCAUGGGAGGCAGUGGCAAUGCCAUUAUUGCUGUUUGACCUUGGUGACUUGAGCGUCGCGUUGAGUAGUAUCACCAGUGCAAUGCUGGCCUUCUGGAUUGUGGACAUCUGCAUCAACUGCAUCACUGGCGUCGACCGGGGAGGUGUGAUUGAUUUGAACCUCAAAACCGCAUUCCGAGAGUACGCAACAUCCUGGAUGAUUCCCGACCUAAUGAUUGUGGCUCUCGACGUCGUGGUGCUAGUAGCCGUUUCAGAAGACUCAGGGGAGACACCCACUUCUGCCGGCAGUCAGGGAAUGAGGCUUGCACGGGCUUUGCGGCUUCUGCGUCUGAUCCGGUUGCUGCGAAUUUACAAAGCAUCCUCGGCGGCCAAUUUCCUGGUGGACUACAUUCGAUCCCCCUCCUUGCUGAUCGCCACUCGAAUCCUUAUGACUCUGCUGACAAUUCUGUUCAUCAACCACUAUAUCGCAUGUGGCUGGUGUGCAAUUGCCUAUUUCAAUGUGGAUGCUUUGACGUGGAUCUUGGCAUCCAACCUGGAGCAAGCAACAUUCACAGAAUUGUACUUGUCGUCACUUCAUUGGAGCCUGACGCAGUUUUCACCAGCUACGAACAACAUCGCCCCACAGAACGUCCUUGAGCGGAGUGUGGCAGCUUUCGUGGUGAUCUUUGCACUUUUGGUUUUCUCCUCUUUCGUGAGCAGCAUCACGAAUCACAUGAACCAGCUGCGCAUCACCAACGCGCGCAUGAUCGAGGAGGAUAUGCAGCUGAGGAACUUUUUCGAAAAGCGAAUGAUCUCCGUGGACUUGAGUGGCCGAAUACAACAUUUGUUCAAGAAAGGAUGCCUGGCAGAUAUUGCGCGAACCGGCAAGAGCUGGUGA